CGUUGGCUUACAUACUUUCCCCUGCGGAUUUCAUGCACACGAGUCAGGCCAGUCUCAAAUGUACAUGCCUCCCGUUUGUUAUCGUUGCAGUUGCACAGAGUUACAUCGGGAGGUGUUGUGGCCUACUAAACUUGACCGCAACAUGGCCGCCAGGUUACGUCCGAAUCGGUCUCCCUGCAUGUGUCCCUAACCACGUAGUAACUAGUGGGCGUUUUGCUAUUUACUCAUUAGUCUCCAUAAGACUCCAUCCAGAUCGGGCACUCAGGUCCGCACGCUAGGACCAAUAUGCAGUUUUAUCACUGUGUAGUAUUACGAUGAUAUUGUAGUUGUGGCUUGGUAGAUAUAUCGCUACGAAUGAUAUUAACUAACUAAUUAAUUC
This is a messenger RNA of Aspergillus welwitschiae, 379 nucleotides long. RefSeq lists its product as uncharacterized. The transcript has a single exon. The record is from RefSeq and is a predicted model, not a curated record. Bases 33 to 278 code for a protein of 81 amino acids. Lineage: Eukaryota; Fungi; Ascomycota; Eurotiomycetes; Eurotiales; Aspergillaceae.